GGGUCAGACAACCUGGCAGCUAGGUACGUGCCGUACUUAUCCAGGGUAGUUUGUACCGUGCAUAAAAGCAUGCCAGUCGAUACCCUCAUUAGUCUCCGUGUGCUUCGCCACUCGGAGCUAAUUUUAUUUGUGGCUUCGAUAUUGUGCUUUCCACUGUCUCCCUUUGGCGGAAUGAAUUCUGGAGACAGCAGUUACGCUAGCAGCCCUGCCGACAAUUCUCUACAUUCAUACACACUAGUAUGCGGAACUAAAUACCAACUCGGCUCUGUCGAGUAUUUGCUCUUGAUGAUUACGCGCUAUACUGAAUAAGCUCUCAGGCUGCCUGUGUGGCAGAUGUCGAAUCUUGCCUCUUAUUAUCCUGCUAAGUCCUAUCGGCCGGAUCUACUAUAUAUUUUGGAGGCGCUGGUAUCCUGCAAGCGGAGCCA
Aspergillus pseudonomiae is the source of this 425-nucleotide messenger RNA. RefSeq lists its product as uncharacterized. The transcript has a single exon. The record is from RefSeq and is a predicted model, not a curated record. NCBI's taxonomy places the organism in Eukaryota, Fungi, Ascomycota, Eurotiomycetes, Eurotiales, Aspergillaceae. Bases 70 to 309 code for a protein of 79 amino acids.